Molecule: messenger RNA, 2337 nt
Organism: Cylas formicarius (sweet potato weevil)
Lineage: Eukaryota; Metazoa; Arthropoda; Insecta; Coleoptera; Brentidae
Product: odorant receptor 2a-like
Exons: 5
Coding region: 982-2169 (395 amino acids)
Biological process (GO): sensory perception of smell; detection of chemical stimulus involved in sensory perception of smell
Cellular component (GO): plasma membrane
Molecular function (GO): olfactory receptor activity; odorant binding
Source: RefSeq, a predicted model, not a curated record
CUACUGCGUAGAAUUAAUAGAACUUUUUCACACACAAGCCUUGAGAUAUCAGCUCUCAAGACAUAUAAUGGUUAUGCGGCUUAAGUGUGAAGUUGGUUUCGAAAAAACGUAAUUAAGUCCUCUGACGGGAAAAAACGAAAUGACUUUCCGAAGAACCUUAUACUUUAUAAAAAGUUCUAGUGUUCUUAGAUUGAACAAAGCGAAUAGGUAAAAAUAUCAUGUAUAAUGUACCAACUAGAGAAAUGAUGCAAACUAUAGUUGUAUAUUAAAAGCAUACACCAACAAACAGAUCAAGCAAAGCAAAAGAGUAAAAUAAGCUAGCAGAUCAUAUAUCAUAGCUUCUUUUGUGCACGCUUACCAAAUAAAAUUUAUAAAUUACAAAUGCCAACAAUUCAGAAACUGUCUAAUAUAGUCGUUUUAACCUCGACGAAAGAAUAACAUACAUUCCAAAAUGUCGACCAACAACAAAUUGAAUUUUUUUCACAAUUGGAAUUACAUCUCAAGAUGUCUUGGGUAUCUUCUGACAGUGUAUUUCAUAGAUUUGAAGAUUUGAAGCGGUAAAUAGCAAGUCGUUUAGUGUGAUUGACGAUCUUUCCGACUGACCAGGCAACAAUGUUGUUUCAGUAGAACCAAAUAACCACGUAAAAAGAAAUCUCAACUUUGGCAACCUUGUUUGAGGUAGAUAAAAACUUCAUCCACCAAAUGAAUAAAUUAUAAUUUCUAAAAAAAAAAUCUAAAUAUUCCAAUAAAGUCCGACUGGCACACCAGCCUCUAUAAUAAUAGUUUGGUUUGCAAGCAUAAAUCGCAAAAAAGCACGAACUCUGUCAUUCGGAUAAUUACAGGGCAUGUGCGGUUUUCGUGGGCGGGGAAAUAUAUCGGAAUAUCGCCUUUUAUUUACGCCCCUGUGGAAAGGGGUGGUUUUGGCCUUUAUAAGGAACUGUUUGAAUUCUCGUCGCCACUGAGACCGUAGUUAUAAGCCCGAUGGCAACUAUAGCAAAAUCCAAAUCGAUUUUGUCUUUUUCUAAAAUUCUUCUGAUAAUUGCCGGGUUGUGGAAACUGAAGCUACCCGUUAAACAUCCCAUAGCCAUCAUAGUUUACGCAUUGUAUUCGACUUUCAUCACCGUCUACUUCGCAACUCUGGCUCUCUCGAUGACUGUCCAGUUCGGGAUAACAAUGGCGACAAAAUUUGCAGGUCCCGAUACCUUCAAGCAACUUUCUUUCGUCAUAGUCUUGAUAGUAACGUACUAUAUAACUCUCGUCAUCCGAAGCCGUAGCUUCACCGACCUCGUAGCUCGCGUUGAAAUAGAAGAGAUGAGACUGAUGCUUUUAGAAGAUGACGAGAUGUUGCUCUCCCACUUGAAAGAAAUCCGUUUCAGCAAUGUUGUGAGUACCACUUUCCUGGUACUGACGAUUGUCACGGGAGCCACUCUCAUCUGGGAGAAUUUCUGGUCCAACAUGAAAGUGGUCACCUACAACAGGGUACAUAACGCGUCUCUAGAAAGACCGAUUCUCUUCGACUUGUAUUACUUUAAUGUGAACAAGCACAAACACGAGAAUUUUGUUUUGAUGGUUACCGAAGUUGUGAUGGCCUUUAACACGAUCGUUGUAGUCUCGACGAAAGGGAUCGUCUAUGCUUGCAUAACCUUCGCCGUUUCAGCCCUCAAGUGUCUCCAGAUCAGGUUCCGAAAACUAGGUAUACGACAAGACCGCGCGUUGGCAGAUUUGAAACUACAUGUAGUGGAACAUUAUCGGAUAAUGGAAUUUAUAACGAAUUUAAACGGGGUUAUCAAAAAUUUGCUUCUGCUCGAAUAUUUCCUGAACUCACUGAACUUAGCGGCAGUCUCAGUUCAGUUCCUAACGUACGAUCCAAAAAUGCUAUUAGCACCGGCAUGCUACUUGUGCUUCGUGUUGAUCCAGGUAUUUAUUUUGGGUCUGACCACUGACGAAAUAAAAGUCCAGAGUCUCGCUUUGUCGGAGGCCCUGUAUGAUAGCCCGUGGCAUAACCAAAACGAGGAGGUUAAGAAAAUGAUAUUGACCGUUUUGACUAGAACUCGGAGACCGCUCGAGCUGACCAUAGGUCCUUUCAAUCCCAUGACGAUGCAGUCUGCAUUGGCUAUUUUGAAAGCAUCGUAUUCUUACGUCAGUUUGAUGGCUCAAAAUUCACAAUAAGCUUCUUUGUUAUUCUAGUAAAUUAAAGCAUAUAGGACAGACAAUUUCAAUGGUACCUGAUUGACAUUUACUUUGAAAUUGGGACCGGUUUUCGAGGCCGUUUUUUAUGUGUUUUAAUGAAAAUGAUAUAGUUAUUGGAAGCAAAUAUAGUAUACCUUUAUUUAGUUA